This is a messenger RNA of Mycetomoellerius zeteki, 1920 nucleotides long. RefSeq lists its product as uncharacterized. The transcript has 8 exons. Gene Ontology annotation, biological process: regulation of transcription by RNA polymerase II. The coding region runs from base 1 to 1920 and encodes 639 amino acids. Gene Ontology annotation, cellular component: nucleus. NCBI's taxonomy places the organism in Eukaryota, Metazoa, Arthropoda, Insecta, Hymenoptera, Formicidae. Gene Ontology annotation, molecular function: DNA-binding transcription factor activity, RNA polymerase II-specific; RNA polymerase II transcription regulatory region sequence-specific DNA binding. The record is from RefSeq and is a predicted model, not a curated record.
AUGGCAGAGACAGAAGCAGGAGACAAUUUGAUUCCAGUUCGUCGUUGGAUCCGUAGACAUUACACGAAAUUGACAAGGAGUAGCGAAGCAAGAUGCAAUCAUUGUAAUGAAAAAUUUAGUAUACAUCUAAAACGCUUAGCUACUUUAUAUAACCACUUGAUAGAAGGACAUCCAGACAAAUUAAUAGAAGAAGAAAAGAAUGAAGUUAAAUUCCAUUGGGCUUGGGACUAUUAUAUCGUAAAAAGCAGUACAGAAGCAACAUGUAAACAAUGUAAAGUAACAGUGAGAUACAAGCAAGUAAAUGAAUUGAAAAUACAUUUAAAAAGAAUUCACGGGAUGUCAGGUCCAACUUCAGAUAACGUAAUAGAUAACGAAAGCAGUUCAGAUGAAGACAUGGAUGCAAACAAGGACGUAACUCUAAGAAAAGCAACACGUCAAGAUACUUCAUCGAACUUAACAAACUUAUCCGACAGUUUAAACGAAUCUACAGAAGGAAUAAAAGGACUUAAUAAGGAAGCACAAAACGAUUUCGUACCGGUUCGGCUCUGGAUGCGUGCACAUUACACAAAAUUGAAUAACGAAGCAAGAUGCAUUCAUUGUAACAGAAAAUUCAUUAUACAUAUUAAAAAGUUAUCUGGUUUGCAUAAGCACUUGGUAGAGUCACAUCCAGACAAAUUAGCGGAAGAAGAGAAGAAUGAAGUGAAAUUCCAAUGGGCUUGGGACUAUUAUAUCGUAAAAAGCAGUACAGAAGCAACAUGUAAACAAUGUAAAGUAACAGUGAGAUACAAGCAAGUAAAUGAAUUGAAAAUACAUUUAAAAAGAAUUCACGGGAUGUCAGGUCCAACUUCAGAUAACGCAAUAGAUAACGAAAGCAGUUUAGAUGAAGACAUGGAUGCAAACAAGGACGUAACCCUAAGAAAAGCAACACGUCAAGAUACUUCAUCGAACUUAACAAACUUAUCCGAUAGUUUAAACGAAUCUACAGAAGGAAUAAAAGGACUUAAUAAGGAAGCACAAAACGAUUUCGUACCGGUUCGGCUCUGGAUGCGUGCACAUUACACAAAAUUGAAUAACGAAGCAAGAUGCAUUCAUUGUAACAGAAAAUUCAUUAUACAUAUUAAAAAGUUAUCUGGUUUACAUAAGCACUUGGUAGAGUCACAUCCAGACAAAUUAGCGGAAGAACAGAAGAAUGAAGUGAAAUUCCAAUGGGUUUGGGACUAUUAUAUCGUAAAAAGCAGUACAGAAGCAACAUGUAAACAAUGUAAAGUAACAGUGAGAUACAAGCAAAUGAGAAGUUUGAGAAAUCAUUUAAAAAGAAUUCACGGGAUGUCAGGUCCAACUUCAGAUAACGCAAUAGAUAACGAAAGCAGUUUAGAUGAAGACAUGGAUGCAAACAAGGACGUAACCCUAAGAAAAGCAAAACGUCCAGAAGCUUCAUCUAACUUAACAAACUUAUCUGACAGUUUAAACGAAUCUACAGAAGGAAUAAAAGAAGUUAAUGAGGAAGCACAAAACGAUUUCCUCCCAUUUCGGCUCUGGAUGCGUGAACAUUACACGAAAUUGACAAGGUGUAACGAAGCAAGAUGCAAUCAUUGUAAUGAAAAAUUUAAUAUAGAUGUACAUCAGUUAGCUGCUUUACAUAAGCACUUGAUAGAAGCACAUCCAGACAAAUUAGCGGAAGAAGAGAAGAAUGAAGUGAAAUUCCAUUGGGCUUGGGACUAUUAUAUCGUAAAAAGCAGAUACUCGGUCCCCGGUUCAGAUAAUCACAUGGAUAAUGAGAACAAUUCCAGUAAUUAUGUGGAUGCAGACAGGAAUACGACUAUAAAGGAAGCAAAAUAUCAAGAAGACUUAUCUAACUCAAUUGGUUCAUGUAGCAUUUCAUAUGAAAAAACAGGAGGAACAGAAUGUCUUAACGAGUAA